AUGUGUAACUACAAUAACUUGUUUGACGUCGCCAUGGCUUCUAAAGCCUCUGAGAUGAUCUCGCCUUCUGGAUCCCAAUCAAGGGAUAAACGCGAAGGAGAAAGCGCGGGCUGGACACCUCCUUCACUCGGGUACAACAGGAAAAGCAAUGCGGGAGACGCAGAAGGUCUUGCCCAUCAGGCACUCGGGGGCUUGUGGGAACUGUUGGAUCACGAAGGCUUGACCGACUUUGGUUCUACCAAUGCACGCUUGAUCAAAGCCUCCAAGGUCACAAUGUGCAUUUGGGCCGUCUUGACUACUUCCGUCUAUUUGUUUUCUCCUUCUCAUGUGUUUGAACGAGCGUCCAGCUUGGAAAGUCAGGUCUGCACGGUGGCCUUUUGCCUGCUCCUCAUGAGCAAUGUAUCUCGCUUCUUACCUCUCUUUUACGCCGACAGUGUCUUUGCCAAUCGCGGCAUGAAUGGAACCACGGCACAGCUCAGUUUCACCAAGAUGGGCGAAAGUGGCUUUUUGGUCGCGGCCUUUACCGUCCAAUUCAUCGCCAUGGUGGCCUGUGGACUCAUGGCAUUCUUUCCCACUCCCAUCCUCAUUGAUCCCAUUUCUCAUACGCGAGUCUACCUGGUCCGAUGGUGCGAAUGGGCCCCCUUGGGAUUCCUCCUGACCUUCUUGUCGGAAGAAAUUGAUGUCCCGACGCCCGCCAAUCGACGCAUGAGUCUCCUUCAUUCCAUUGUACAAGGCGUGGCUGUCACUGCUGGCUUUAUGUUUCCCUUUGUGUCCAAUCCCAAACUCUGGUGGACCAUUGUCGCCAUUGCCUGUGCCAUGUUCUCCUCGUUGUUUGUCCGCGUCUGGCAAAAGCAACAGCGCCUCGAAGCCUUGCGACAAGAAGAACUGGCCCGUCCGCUGUUGCGAACCGGACGUGUCUGCGAAGCGUACGAGCGCUGCCGUCUCAGUCAUCGAUCACUGGUGGAAUGCGCCGUGGUGUGGACACUCUUGGUCGUGCUGCACUUUGCGGCAGCAUUUCUCCCUCAUUUCAUGGACACCAAACAAUACUUCAACAUGGAUCCACUGGCGCUCCCCAUGAUUGCCGAAACCUUUUGUGAAGUCCUCUCCAAGCAUUUGCACAUUCUUGUGGUCGAAUCCGUCUUUCAGUCGUUCAGUACGGGAUCUCGCAGUCGACGCGUCUUGGAUCAAUUGCGACGGGUCAUGAGUGCCUUUUGGGAACGGGCGUCCGAUGCGCUCGUAUUGAGUUUGCGCACCAAGAACAAUCAUCGCAUCUGUCUCGCGAGUCCGACCUUUUUGGCAUUUAUGGGAUUGGAGAAUGAGAAUCAAAGCAUGGCGUUGGUGUUUGAACUGGUGGAUGAGGACGACGAUCAUCAUCAUCAUCACGGCACACCACCACAAGAACAGACAAGUACCAGUACGAGUCCUUUGCUUCCUGCCCAAAGAGCCUACAUUGUCAACUUGGAAGAACUCAAAGCAGGCGACAUGUGGGCCAGUAACAGAUCUGUUACCUUGCUUCCUCCGGACAAGUGGCGUUACGUGGAAUCCAUUAGUUCUUUGAUUUUGAGCAAUUCCAACAACGAAAGCGGCGUGGCGAAUCAUCAUCAUCAAGUACACAGCUUUCAACGUCCCGAUGGAAACAACAUUCACUGCGAAGCCAUUGCCACCAACAUGGAAGGAGGAUCCACUCUUCUUGUCUUGAGGGAUAUUUCGGACCGCAUUCGUCGCUUUGAGGCAGAAAAGAAGCUCGCCGUAGAGACGACCGAGCGAGAAAAGGAUUCACAAACCAACCGAUUCACUCGUCACGAGGUCAAGAAUGGUCUGCUGGCGGGAAUAUAUCUGUGUGAUACAAUGAAGGAGAACUUGAAGGCCAAAGCUUGUGGUUCUUGUUCUUCUGGAGGGACGGGGACCAAACAUGGCAGCAACUGUCAAGACCCUGCUCUCACCGAACUGGAAUCCACUCUCCAUGAAGUGUUGGACACUGUUCUCUCCGAGGCAAUGUCGCGAGACGUCAUUCAUGAAGCGUACAUGCCAAGAGAGGAAGCGGUCGACAUUGCCGGUAUUCUUGGGACGACACGCUCUGAAGUCAGAAGGUUCCCUCUCGAGGUUGUGCCUCCCAAGCUUCCUUUGUUUUUCAUGGACAAACAGCUCCUGCGAUACAUUCAUCGAAACGCCCUCUCCAACGCCUGCAAGUAUGGGAAGCGUGAUGGGGUCGUCCAAACAAUCCUCCAGUACAAUGAAGAAACUCGACUGCUCAAUAUUGAAAUCAUUAAUGAGCCAGGGAAUCAUCACGAACGCCUCAUGACCAUGGGAGGAGAAGCUACCAAGGGAGUCUUUGAACCGGGACACCAGCUUCACAAAACAUGGGAUGGUACCGACGUGCGUGAGGCGUCCGUGUCCUCUGGAGAUGGAGCUUGGAUCAUGCGAAAAUGCGCUCGCAUCAUGGGUGGUGACACUACCAUUACGUUCAACCCAGAGAGGACAAUCUUCAGGCUGACCAUCCCUGCCAAACCUGUGGCGGAAGUCAAGGUUGGCGAUGGAGACUGUUCUACGUUCGCCAUUCCACAAAACACUUGGGGCAUUGUGGUGGAUGAUAGCAAAGUGCAAAGAAAGCUCUUGGGGCGCUUUCUGUCUCUUAUUGGGAUCCAGCCCGAACGUCAGGUCAUCUUAGGAGCAACUGUGGAAGAAGUGCAUAAAUUUCAUAGCCAUGUGAAGGAACUGAUGCAAGAGCACCAAGAGUGCAAAUUCUUUGUCAUUGCUGAUGAGAACCUGGACUUCACUGAUGGCGGUAUCAAUCAUCAAAAUAUCUCUGGUUCCCUUUGCGUUCAGCGUUUGUUGAUGUCGCUGGAACCCGCGGAGGAGAAGCGUCUCCUAGCUGUGGUUCGAUCCGCAAACGACUCUAGUGUAGAUUUGGAAACCUACAAGAGACGAAGCCACGGAUUCCUGCCAAAAGAGCCCAUUCGAAAAGAGAACGUAAUGGAUUUGAUUCGUCCUCUCUGGGAAGCUCGCUUUCCGCAAGUUACUUCAGACUCAAUGGAGGGAACACGAGGCAAUGAAGGCGUCAACGCCACUGGGGCCUGCACCAUUGCCAGCACGUCUUCCACGGAUCUGAUCCAGAAUGUAGAGGUCCUCGAUGGUCUCAUCCAACGACUGGUGACAAAUGCAGACCUCGAAGUUACUCUGUGGCCGCAGAUCAAGGAGAAGUUCCUCGUAUUGCAAGGUGACAUGAUGACGUUGACAGAUCACUCUGCACCUCGAGUGUCCGCAGUAAUUGAUGCUUUGAAGGACUUGAGGGAGUUGGAGGUUUCACCGGUGGAUAUGAGGACUCGAUGGCAGCUAAUCCGAUCACUGAUAAUAUCGUUAGUGUAA
Seminavis robusta is the source of this 3366-nucleotide messenger RNA. Lineage: Eukaryota; Bacillariophyta; Bacillariophyceae; Naviculales; Naviculaceae. The record is from the annotation of a GenBank genome assembly.